Molecule: messenger RNA, 1150 nt
Organism: Lipotes vexillifer (Yangtze River dolphin)
Lineage: Eukaryota; Metazoa; Chordata; Mammalia; Artiodactyla; Lipotidae
Gene: ACOT8
Product: acyl-CoA thioesterase 8
Exons: 6
Coding region: 81-1028 (315 amino acids)
Biological process (GO): acyl-CoA metabolic process; fatty acid catabolic process
Cellular component (GO): peroxisomal matrix
Molecular function (GO): fatty acyl-CoA hydrolase activity
Source: RefSeq, a predicted model, not a curated record
UGCUGGAGGCUGCGCGUUCUGUCCCGGUCUCCUCGUGUGCCCCCGAGCGCAGGGUCCCGGGCCGGCAGCAAGUGGGCUACAUGUCGUCCCCGCAGGCCCUAGAGGACGAACAGGGCGGCGGCGAUCCACCCAGGGACCUCCGCAGCGUCCUGGUCACCAGCGUGCUCAACCUCGAGCUGCUGGACGAGGAUCUCUUCAGAGGAAGGCAUUACUGGGUACCCUCAAACCAGCGGCUGUUUGGGGGUCAGAUCGUGGGCCAGGCUUUGGUGGCUGCAGCCAAGUCUGUGACUGAAGAUGUCCACGUGCAUUCCCUGCACUGUUACUUUGUUCGGAAAGGGGACCCAAAGGUGCCAGUGCUGUACCAGGUGGAACGGACGCGAACAGGGUUGAGCUUCUCCGUGCGCUCCGUGAAGGCUGUGCAACACGGCAGGCCCAUCUUCAUCUGCCAGGCCUCCUUCCAGAAGGCCCAGCCCAGCCCUGUGCAGCACCAGUUCUCCAUGCCUACCGUGCCCCCGCCGGAAGAGCUGCUUGGCCACGAGGCCCUCAUUAACCAGUAUUUAAGGGACCCUAACCUCCAAGAGAAGUACCGAGUGGGGCUGAACCGAAUUGCUGCCCGGGAGGUGCCCAUUGAGAUCAAGCUGGUAAACCUACCCACUCUGAGCCAGCUGCAGAGCAUGGAGCCCAAACAGAUGUUCUGGGUGCGAGCCCGGGGAUACAUUGGGGAGGGUGACAUGAAGAUGCACUGCUGCGUGGCAGCCUAUAUCUCGGACUAUGCCUUCCUGGGCACAGCACUGCUGCCCCACCAGUGGCAGCACAAGGUGCACUUCAUGGUCUCCUUGGAUCACUCCAUGUGGUUCCACGCCCCUUUCCGAGCUGACCACUGGAUGCUCUAUGAGUGUGAGAGCCCCUGGGCCGGUGGCUCCCGGGGCCUAGUUCAUGGGCGGCUGUGGCGUCGGGACGGGGUCCUGGCUAUGUCCUGUGCCCAGGAGGGCGUGAUCCGAGUGAAGCCCCGGGACUCAAAGCUGUAGCCAGAGGUACCAGCUUGGUCUGGGGCUUCAAGGAUCUCCCUUCUUCCCCGACUCCUGAGGCAGGAGUUACCAUCCAGGGCUGGGCCUUUGGUCCUGAACAGGGAAUAAAGAGACUUCUACCA